Molecule: messenger RNA, 1292 nt
Organism: Macadamia integrifolia
Lineage: Eukaryota; Viridiplantae; Streptophyta; Magnoliopsida; Proteales; Proteaceae
Product: transcription repressor OFP12
Exons: 1
Coding region: 448-1119 (223 amino acids)
Biological process (GO): negative regulation of DNA-templated transcription
Source: RefSeq, a predicted model, not a curated record
UAUAUCACAUGGAUCAAAUGAUAGAAAGCGUAAGUACGUAACCGUCUGAUCUCUCUCAGUUGUCCUGGAUGGUCAGAACUCAGAAGACACAACAAUAAUUACUAUACAGUAGAAUAGGAUAGUGAAUCCCAAAUCUUCCUUUUCCAAAAAAACAAAAAUCCCAAACCUUACAUUACAUUACAAAUGGACCCCACUUCAUGUGCAUGUCUUCCUUGGCGCCCAUACUCGUCCUUACAUUCUGACAAAUCCAACGGUUAGUAAGUGACCAUCCAUAUCAACACUGGAACUCCUCUUCAUCGAUUCUCGGAUCCAUUUAAAAACUUCCACAAUUCCCAGUUGCUCACUGCAGGCGACGAUUCUCUCUCUCUCUCUCUCUCUCUCUCUCUCUCUCUCUCUCUCUCUCUACAGUGCGAGCAGAGGAGACGGAGAAUCUGAGAGAAACAGGAAAUGCCGAACACGCUAGGGAGGAACCUUCAUCUCUGCUUCUCAAAAUGCAAACGCCCAGAGGGAACGGAAUCCCCUCGCACAUCUUCUGCUGGGAGCUAUGACGAGAGCAUCACAAACACAACAUCGAUCAUGGUGAAGAACUUCAACUCCCUUUAUGAUCCCACUUCCUACUCAACCUACAAAUCAGCGAGCCUUACUAGUGAAGAUUUCUCAUCAUUAGACUCGGAAGACUUCGAAACCACCAUCCCUGACUUCGCCUCCAUUUUCGCUUCUCAACGCUUCUUCUUCUCCUCCCCUGGCAGUUCCAACUCCAUCGUCGAGUCUCAACCGGAAUGUCCUCCUCCAUCUGAAGAAACCAAAAAGCUAAUGAGUGGUGGUAUUCCUAUCUCAACGUUCUCACCGGAUCCUUACACGGAUUUCAGGCGAUCAAUGCAAGAAAUGGUUGAUGCACACAAAUUGCUUGACGUGAGAGCUGAUUGGGAUUACCUACAUGAGUUGCUCUUGUGCUAUCUCAGUCUCAACCCUAACCACACUCAUAAGUUCAUUAUCGGCGCUUUUUCUGAUCUCCUCCUCAGUCUCAUGGAGUCGUCGACCGAAUCAGAUGGCAGCAGCGAUCCCUCCGGCUCCGACGUCUCCUCCGGCCGGUGUACGGCUUCGCGGCUGUUUGUGUAAAAUGUUCAUCUCAUAAAUUCUCAGAAAUACAUUUUCCUUUCCCUUUUUAGGAAUUUCAGUUGAGGCCUGAGGGUAUAAUGUUUUUGUUUUUCUUGUUGGGUAGUUUUGGUUCUGUUUGUUAGUGUAUAGCCUUUGGUUCUGUUUGUUAGUGUAUGGCCUUUCUCCUUGUCUUC